Antechinus flavipes (yellow-footed antechinus) is the source of this 2145-nucleotide messenger RNA. RefSeq names its product sodium channel protein type 5 subunit alpha-like. The record is from RefSeq and is a predicted model, not a curated record. The transcript is spliced from 13 exons. Gene Ontology annotation, molecular function: voltage-gated sodium channel activity involved in cardiac muscle cell action potential. Gene Ontology annotation, cellular component: voltage-gated sodium channel complex; axon; plasma membrane. Lineage: Eukaryota; Metazoa; Chordata; Mammalia; Dasyuromorphia; Dasyuridae. Gene Ontology annotation, biological process: regulation of heart rate; regulation of atrial cardiac muscle cell membrane depolarization; membrane depolarization during action potential. Bases 31 to 2145 code for a protein of 704 amino acids.
GGGCCUGCACCUAGAAAGCAGGAUGAAAAGAUGGCAAACUUCUUGUUACCUCGGGGCGCCAACAGCUUCCGCCGGUUCACUCGCGAAUCUCUGGCAGCCAUUGAGAAGCAGAUUGCAGAGAAACAGGCCCGGAGCGUCACGCAGGAGAGCCGAGACACCCCGACCGAGGAGGAGAAGCCGCGGCCCCAGCUGGACCUGCAGGCAUCCAAGAAGCUGCCCGACCUCUAUGGCAAUCCGCCUCGGGACCUCAUCGGGGAGCCCCUGGAGGACUUGGACCCUUUCUACAGCACCCAAAAGACCUUCAUCGUACUGAACAAAGGGAAAACCAUCUUCCGAUUUAGUGCCACAAAUGCCUUGUACAUCCUCAGCCCCUUCCACCCCAUCCGGAGAGCAGCAGUAAAAAUUUUGGUUCAUUCUCUGUUCAGUAUGUUUAUCAUGUGUACCAUUUUAACCAACUGUGUGUUCAUGGCCCAACACGAGCCCCCACCGUGGACCAAGUAUGUUGAGUACACUUUUACUGCCAUUUAUACCUUUGAGUCAUUGGUAAAAAUACUGGCGCGAGGAUUUUGUCUAAACGCAUUCACCUUUCUCCGCGAUCCGUGGAACUGGCUCGAUUUCAGCGUGAUUGUCAUGGCGUAUGUAUCAGAAAAUAUAAAACUAGGGAAUUUGUCGGCUCUUCGAACUUUCAGAGUCCUGAGAGCUCUAAAAACUAUUUCAGUUAUCCCAGGCCUGAAGACCAUCGUGGGGGCCCUGAUCCAGUCAGUAAAGAAGCUCGCAGACGUGAUGGUCCUCACAGUGUUCUGCCUGAGCGUCUUUGCUCUCAUAGGGCUCCAGCUUUUCAUGGGCAAUUUGCGGAACAAAUGUGUGCGGGACUUUGUGGUCCUGAAUGGGACCAAUGGCACUGUGGUAUCCGAGGGUCAAAUCUGGGAGUCGAUAGAAGAGUACAUCAGCAGCCCAGAAAACUAUUUGCUGAAGAACGGAACCUCAGACGUGUUGCUCUGUGGGAACAGCUCAGAUGCGGGGACGUGUCCAGAGGGUUACCGCUGCCUGAAGGCUGGAGAAAACCCCGACCAUGGCUACACCAGCUUUGACUCUUUUGGCUGGGCCUUCCUCGCGCUCUUCCGCCUGAUGACCCAAGACUGCUGGGAGCGUCUCUACCAGCAGACAUUGAGAUCCGCCGGGAAGAUCUACAUGAUCUUCUUCAUGCUGGUCAUCUUUCUGGGCUCCUUCUACCUGGUGAACCUGAUCCUGGCUGUGGUGGCCAUGGCCUACGAGGAGCAGAAUCAGGCCACUAUUGCUGAGACUGAGGAGAAGGAGAAGCGCUUCCAGGAGGCCAUGGAGAUGCUGAAGAAGGAGCAUGAGGCUCUGACAGCCAGGGGCAUGGACACUGUGUCCAGGAGUUCCUUUGAGAUGUCUCCCCUUGCCCCAAAGACAGCACCAGACAGGAGGAGUAGGAGGAGAACGAGGCAGUCCUCAGGGACAGAUGACUGUGGGGAGGACAGAUUUCCCAAGUCGGACUCAGACGAUGGCCCUCGGAGAAUGACCCUUCUGGGCAUCAACCACAGGAAUUCCCUGAAACGCCGCUCCAGCCACGGCAGCGUCUUCACCUUCCGCCGGAGGGACCUGGGCUCGGAGACCGACUUCGCCGACGAUGAGAUCAGCACCCCCGGGGAGAGCGAGAGCCACCGGGCGUCCCUCCUGGUGCCCUGGCCCGCCCGGCGGCCCAGCGCCCAGAGCCAGUCCAGCCCGGGCGUCCCCGGCGCCCCCAGUCUCAUACACAACGGCAAGAGAAACAGCGCAGUGGACUGCAACGGCGUGGUCUCCCUCCUGGCCAUGGGGGUCCCGGAGGCCACGUCCCCGGGGGGCGGCUUGCUGUCUCCCGUGAUUCUGGAGAAGCCCCGGCCCCCAGACACGACCUCUGUGUCAGAAGAAGUCAGUAAGAAGCAGCUCCUGAUGCCCCAGCGCCUGUCCCUGGAGUACUUUGAGGAGCCGCACGAGCGGCAGCGGGCCUUGAGCGCCGUCAGUGUCAUCACCAGCGCCCUGGAAGUGUCCCUGGAAAAGGAAUCCCAGCUUCCUGGACCUCAUCUCGUCAUCCCUAAAAUUGGGGGCUUGGGCUCAGAUUGGGCGGAGCCUGAGAAGCCCUAA